Messenger RNA from Choloepus didactylus (southern two-toed sloth), 2222 nucleotides. RefSeq names its product endoplasmic reticulum protein 27 (gene ERP27). Lineage: Eukaryota; Metazoa; Chordata; Mammalia; Pilosa; Megalonychidae. Gene Ontology annotation, cellular component: endoplasmic reticulum. The coding region runs from base 1397 to 2215 and encodes 272 amino acids. The transcript has 7 exons. Gene Ontology annotation, biological process: response to endoplasmic reticulum stress; protein folding. The record is from RefSeq and is a predicted model, not a curated record.
AUCAUUGGGAAUAGAUUGGACCCCUGUUCCAGUGCAAGGGUAAUGAAUGGUGGAAAAAUCUUUUUUUUUUAGUAUUAUCAUAGAGGUUUCUUCUAAGCUUGAGAUGUAUAUAUAUACCACUGCUUGCAAGAAAUUUUGUCUUGGAUUUUCCACAGCCACCUGUGGGACAAUCAGACAUUGUCUCUCUCCUGUUGAAGACCUGUCAGUGGGAUCCUGCAACAGAUGGAAUCAUGCAACCCAACAAAAGACCUGUUCUUUAAUCUUAAUCUGCAUUUCUAUGGGUGGGAACCCACUUGUAAAUAGAACCUUUUGAAGUUGUCAUUAUUUGUUAAGGUGUAACCAAAUUGAAUCAGGGUAGAUCUUACUCCAUAUUACUGAAGGGAGGCUUUAUAAAGAGAGGAAAUUCAGAUGCAGUGAGUUUGUAGAAACCAGAAACCUGGAGAAGCCAGAAGAUAUAGAAGUCAGAAGUUAAAGAGAGCAACAAGAGGAGACCAAGGACCAAGUGAUGGAGACAGGAACCCCAAGGACUGAAACAUCAUCACCAGGACACUACAGACUCAGAGAAAGCAGAGCCUUGCCGACACCUCAAUUUGGGACUUCUCAUCUCUGAAACCAUGAACCAAAAAAUGCUUGUUGUUUAAGCCAGCCCACUGUGUGGUGUUUGUCAUAAAAGCUCUGGUGAAGUAAGACAGUUCCUGUGACCGACGGAAUAAAAUUGAAGCUCCUACACUCAGCGCCCAAGAUCUGCUGUGAUCUGUUCCCAGGAUGCCUUUCUGGACACAUUUACCAUUUCCUUUUUUUUUGUAAUAUCCAAUUACAUAUAAUUCUCUCACAUGUUACAUUGACAUCUCUGUACUUGGGCUCAUGCUCUUUACUUCACAUGUAAAAGGGAGUAAAGACCAUUUUACUCCACUGCCUUUAGUUGCCUGGAAAAAUCAAGUAUUUACCCAGGACUCUGUUUAGGUAUCACUGCAGAAAGACAGCUUUCAUUGAACCCCAUGAUUGUCCUAAAUGUCCUCAGUCUGUACUCUCAUAGCACUGUAUGAGUUUCUCUAUUUAUUACUUUUUAUUUAGUAUUUAAAUGAUCUGGUUGUUUGACUUUCCUAUUAAAAAUCCAAUUUGAGAAAGGCUGGCUCAGAACAUAGUUACCUUGUAUCAUGGUUGCGUACGUCAAUACUUGCAUGCAGUAUGUAAUUUUUUUGUGGUUGGUUAUCUGCUGAGGCCGUAGUCACUGAACCUGGGUCUUUUAUCUCAGAAGUUGAAGGUUUCCCUAGAGCCACCUGCAAAGUUCCCAGAGCACUAACAACAUCACAGUCAAUUAAGCACAGAGCAGGCUGCCCUGUGCCUGCACCCCAAACCCAAAGUCCAGGGCGUGGAGCUGAGCCGGAGCAGAACAAUGGAAACUGCCCAGGGCAGAUGCUUGCUUCUCUUUUUUCUCCUCACAUGGGGGCUGCCCCCAGAAAUUGCUGCAGAAGGUGAAGCAUCCUCAGAUGGUUCCAGUGCUGCCCAGGAACCUGUGCAGCUCACAGAUGUCUCAGCUGUUGUGGAAUUCAUUGCUGCUGCUGAGGUGGCUGUGAUAGGCUUCUUCCAGGAUUUAGAAACUCCAGCAGUGUCUGUAUUUCACAGCAUUGUGCAGGAAUUCCAAGAUGUGUCAUUUGGAGUCAGCACCAGUUCUGAGGUUCUGACACACUACAACAUCACAGGAAACACCAUUUCCCUCUUUCGCCUGGUGGAUAAUCAACAACUGAAUUUAGAGGAAGACGUUGAAAACAUUGAUGCCACCAAAUUAAGCCGGUUCAUUAAGAUCCACAGCCUCCGCUUGGUGACAGAGUACAACUCUCUGACAGUGACUGGCCUAUUCAACAGCUUGAUUCAAAUUCAUCUUCUCCUGAUAAUGGAUAAGGCUUCCCUGGAAUAUGAAGAAAGCAUGCACAGAUACCGGAAGGCAGCUAAGCUCUUCCAAGGGAAGAUUCUUUUCAUUCUGGUAGACAGCGGUCUGAAAGAAAAUGGGAAGUUGAUAUCAUUUUUCAAACUACAGAAGUCUCAGCUGCCAGCUUUGGCUAUUUAUCGCACUAUAGAUGAGGAGUGGGAUACGUUGCCCAUAGCAGAGAUUUCAGUAGAGCUUGUGCAAAACUUCUGUGAUGGAUUCCUAAAUGGAAAGCGACUGAGAGAAAAUCAUGAACCAGAAGAAAAGCCUCCAAAGGUGGAACUUUGAUUUCUCC